Messenger RNA from Dracunculus medinensis (Guinea worm), 6507 nucleotides. NCBI's taxonomy places the organism in Eukaryota, Metazoa, Nematoda, Chromadorea, Rhabditida, Dracunculidae. The record is from the annotation of a GenBank genome assembly.
AUGGUUGGUUACAUCGAAUCGCUUACUGAUCCAUCUUAUGCGAAUCAGUUAUUAGUACUAACUUAUCCACUCAUUGGCAAUUAUGGUGCUCCAGAUCCUUUGGAAUUAGAUGAAUUCGGAUUGCCGAAAUAUUACGAAUCCAAAAAAGUUUGGCUCUCAGCAUUAAUCGUUAACAGGCUUUGUCCGGAAGAUGAACAUAGCCAUUGGCAAGCUUUCUCAUCACUUAAUCAGUAUCUUGAAUAUUCAAAUGUACCUUGUUUAUCAGGAAUUGAUACCCGUCAACUUACAAAAAUCAUUCGCGAAAAAGGGACGAUGAAAGCGAAAAUAAUUGUGGAUGGUGAUAAAUAUGAAGAUUAUGAAUUCAAGGAUAUCAACAAAGAAAAUCUGGUGGCACAGGUCUCAUGUAAGGAAGUGCAACAUUUUAAUAAUUAUUGCGGUCCAAAGGUGUUGGUAUUGGAUUGUGGUCUAAAGAAUAAUCAGAUUCGCUGUUUGGCGAAAAGAGGUGUCCAUAUUAAAGUUGUUCCUUGGAUUCAUCCAUUUGAUGCAGAAAAUGAUUAUGAUGGAAUACUUCUUUCUAAUGGGCCUGGUGAUCCAGCUCAAUAUUCUUCGAUAAGUGCAAAGUUAAAUAAAAUUUUAAAGUCGAAGCAUGUUCAUCCAAUAUUUGGCAUUUGUCUUGGCCAUCAGAUUCUGGCUCGUUCUAUUGGUGCAAAAACAAAAAAACUGAAAUAUGGUAAUCGUGGUCAUAAUCAGCCUUGUGUUCACGUUGAUACAGGACGAUGUUUUGCUACAUCGCAGAAUCAUGGAUAUGCAGUUGAUGAAACGGAAGAAUUACCAGAUGGUUGGAUCCCACUUUUUAUCAAUGAAAAUGAUGGUACGAAUGAAGGAAUUGUGCAUAAAUCACUUCCUUUCUUUAGUGUACAGUUCCAUCCUGAGCAUAAAGCUGGCCCAUUUGAUCUCGAAGUUCUCUUUGAUGUGUUUGUUGAUUGUAUUACGCAAUGGAAGCAAGGAAUACGUUCAUCGAUUAGGGAUUUAAUUUCAGCAAAGUUUCGCUAUGAAACAAUUUAUAAAAUUCCUGAACAAAGAAAAGUGCUUAUUCUUGGAUCUGGUGGGCUUUCUAUUGGUCAAGCUGGUGAAUUUGAUUAUUCAGGAGCUCAGGCUUUAAAAGCUAUGCGGGAACAGUCUAUACGGACAGUUUUGAUAAAUCCGAAUGUAGCAACUGUACAAACUUCAAAAGGUUUCGCAGAUCGAACCUAUUUUCUUCCCGUCACAAAAGAAUAUGUUACUGAUGUAAUCAAAAAAGAGCGUCCAACGGGUAUAUUAUGUACGUUUGGUGGACAAACGGCAUUAAACUGUGCGAUUGAUUUGUUCAAUGAUGGUGUCUUUGAACAAUAUAAUGUUUGCGUGCUAGGAACUCCUAUAGAAGCAAUUAUGAAAACCGAGGAUAGAGAAUUGUUUAGCACAGAGAUGGUAAAAAUUAAUGAAAAAAUUGCUCCAAGCAAAGCAGCAAAAUCGAUGGAUGAAGCUGUUUCAGCAGCCAGUGAACUUGGGUAUCCUGUACUUAUUCGUUCUGCGUAUGCUCUCGGUGGACUUGGCUCAGGUUUUGCAGACAAUGUAAAAGAUUUGAAGAACAUCGUCCAAAAAGCUUUGUCUUACAGUAAUCAAGUUCUGAUCGAUAAGAGCCUGAAAGGUUGGAAAGAAGUUGAAUACGAAGUUAUCCGCGAUGCUUAUGACAAUUGCAUAACUGUAUGUAACAUGGAAAAUAUUGAUCCUUUGGGUAUUCACACAGGUGAAAGCUUUGUAGUUGCUCCAAGUCAGACACUUACUAAUGAUGAAUAUCAAUGUCUGCGGUCUAAUGCGAUAAAAGUCAUACGUCAUCUUGGUAUAAUUGGUGAAUGUAAUAUUCAGUAUGCUGUGAAUCCGGAAACUUUUGAGUACUUCAUAAUCGAAGUUAAUGCUCGGCUAUCGAGAAGUUCUGCCUUGGCUAGCAAAGCCACUGGAUAUCCUCUUGCAUAUGUUGCCGCAAGACUCGCGCUUGGUGAAUAUUUGCCAAAAAUCCGUAAUAGUGUCACACAAACAACAACUGCUUGUUUUGAACCCUCAUUGGAUUAUUGCGUCGUUAAAAUACCUAGAUGGGAUUUGAAUAAAUUCGCUCGAGUUAACAACGAAAUUGGGUCUUGCAUGAAAUCAAUUGGAGAGGUGAUGGGUAUUGGUCGAUCAUUUGAAGAAGCUUUUCAAAAAGCACUUCGCAUGGUCAGCGAACGAAUAGAUGGUUUUUCACCAGAUGUUUUCCCGAAACAACCAAGCGAUUCGGACUUUGAACGUCCUACUGAUAAACGUAUCUAUGCUAUCGCUCGAGGUCUUUACCAGGGAAAUUAUGGAGUUGAUAGGAUCCACGAAUUAACUGGUAUCGAUCGUUGGUUCUUAUACCGCAUGCAAAAUAUAACCAAUACUUAUUCGAAGCUGAAACAAUAUAAUAUCGAUAAUUUGCCAAUUUCACAUCUCUUUAACGCCAAACAGUUAGGCUUUUCUGAUCGUCAAAUCGCACGAAUUAUUGACAGUGAAGAACUUAUUGUUCGCAAAAAACGCAAAGAAUUCGGUAUUGAACCAUUUGUAAAACAAAUAGAUACAGUGGCUGCUGAAUGGCCAGCUGUUACAAAUUAUCUUUUUAUGACUUAUAAUGGCGCUGAAAAUGAUUUGACUUUCAAUGUGAAGAAAGGUGUGAUUGUCCUUGGUAGCGGUGUAUAUCGCAUUGGUUCAUCCGUUGAAUUCGAUUCGUGUUGUGUUGGUUGUAUAAACGAAUUAAAGAGCCUUGGAUAUCGCGCGAUAACUAUUAAUUGCAAUCCUGAAACUAUCAGUACUGAUUAUGAUGUUUGUGACCGAUUGUAUUUUGAAGAGAUAUCGUUCGAGACUGUGCUCGAUAUAUAUGAAAAAGAACGACCAAAAGGAGUAGUAUUAUCCUUUGGAGGACAAACACCCAAUAAUAUUGCAGUUAGUCUGUUGCGUGCGAAUGUAAAUAUUUUUGGUACCUCACCAAACGAUAUCGAUUCGGCUGAAAAUCGUUUCAAAUUCAGUCGUCUUCUGGAUUCAUUGAAGAUUUCGCAGCCUCAGUGGAAAGAAACUGAUAAUCAAGCAUUAGUAGAAGAGUUUUGUGAGAAUGUUGGUUAUCCAUGCCUUAUCCGUCCAUCGUAUGUACUAUCAGGCGCAGCUAUGAAUGUCGCGCAUAAUCGGGAAGAUCUAAGGACUUUCUUACGUUAUGCCACUAUUAUUUCCAAAGAUCAUCCUGUUGUUGUCUCUAAAUUUAUUAGCGAAGCAAAAGAAAUUGAUGUAGAUGCGGUGGCUUAUGGAGGAAAAGUAAUUGGGAUGGCAAUUAGUGAACACGUGGAAAAUGCUGGGAUUCAUUCAGGUGAUGCUUGUUUGGUUACGCCACCUCAGGACAUGAAUCAAAUAACAUUGCAUAGAAUUGAAAAAAUUGUGCGUAAAAUUGCCAAGGCAUUAAAUGUGAUUGGGCCUUUCAAUAUGCAAUUAAUCGCCAAAAACAAUGAAUUAAGGGUAAUCGAAUGUAAUUUGCGUGCUUCUCGUUCGUUUCCCUUUGUCUCGAAAACUUUAGAUUAUAAUUUCGUUGCUCUGGCUACACGUUGUGUAAUGGCGAUUGAUAACAAUCGAAUUCAUCAGACCUUAAUGUCAACCGAUAUUGAAUUUAAUAGGGAACGAGUUGGUGUUAAGGUGCCUCAGUUUUCAUUUUCUCGCUUGGCAGGUGCUGAUGCGAUGCUGGGAGUAGAAAUGACUUCUACUGGUGAAGUUGCUUGUUUCGGGCGUAAUCGAUAUGAAGCAUAUUUGAAAGGCCUUCUUUCAACUGGUUUUACUUUUCCAAAGAAAACUAUCUUCUUGUCAAUUGGUGGAUAUCACGCAAAGGCUGAGAUGCUUCAGAGUGUACGAGAAUUGCUUGCUAUGGGAUUCGAGCUGUUAGCAAGCAAAGGAACUGCUGAUUAUUUCCUAUCAAAUAAAAUACCUACAAAAACAGUUGAAUGGCCGACUGAAGAUGAAAGCGCCGAAACAGACGAAAAAACUUCUGCAGAAUCACUCAACCUUGCCCACUUAAUCGCUAAAAAAAAUGUGCAUUUAUUGAUUAAUUUGCCUAUUCGUGGCUCAGGUGCUUAUCGAGUGUCAAAUGUUCGAACGUUAGGUUACAGAACACGACGAAUGGCAAUUGAUAAUGGUAUCCCACUUAUUACUGAUAUAAAAUGUGCAAAACUUUUCAUAGAAGCUUUGCGGAUCAUAGGUGCACAUCCACCGGUUAAUUCUUUAAUCGAUAGUAUUUCAUCGUGUUCAUUGUUGCGCCUUCCUGGUUUUAUUGACAUCCAUGCACAUUUGCGCGAACCCGGUGGGGAAUACAAGGAAACAUGGCAAAGUGGAACAGAAGCUGCUGUGGCUGGAGGGAUUACAAUGUUAUUAGCAAUGCCCAACACAAAUCCACCGAUCAUCGAUACUAAUACAUUGAAAGUUGUUGACAUGAUUGCUUCAAAAUCUUCUAUUGUGGAUUAUGGUUUAUAUGUUGGUGGAACUGCUGACAAUAGUGAAGAAGUGAAAUGUAUAUCUGCUAAUACUGCCGGUUUAAAGUUAUACUUGAACGAUACAUUUACAACAUUAAAGAUGGAUAAUAUAUCUGAUUGGAUAAAGCAUUUUUCUCAGUUUCCAAAAGAUCGAGUUAUUGUUUGUCAUGCAGAAGGUCGAACAUUGGCAGCAGUGCUGUCGAUUGCCCAAUUAACUGGGCGAGCAGUUCAUAUCGCUCAUGUUUCAACUGCUGAAGAAAUAUGGAUUAUACGGAGCGCUAAAGAAAAGGGUUGGCAAGUCACAUGUGAAGUUACUCCGCAUCAUUUAUUCCUAACAAAAGACUCGAAUCUAGGAGAGGGUUGGGAAGAAGUUCGUCCAUCGCUAGCCAAUUUAAAUGAUGUUGCUGCGUUAUGGGAAAACAUUGAUUAUAUAGAUUGUUUUGCAUCUGAUCACGCGCCUCAUAGCCGCGAUGAAAAGGUGACGAAAAAAUUACCAGGAUUCCCUUCAAUCGAAUACAUGGUUCCACUAUUUUUAAAUGCUGUAAAUAACGGCAAACUUACUAUUAAGCAAUUAAUUGAUCGGUUGCACGAUAAUCCUAAGAGAAUUUUCAAUCUUCCAUCUCAAAGUAAUACUUAUAUUGAGGUUGAUAUGAAUGAAAAAUGGACGAUUCCUCAGGAAGGUGGUUCAAGUAAAGCACAGUGGACUCCAUAUGCUGGAAUGUCUAUUAAGGGACGAAUAAGAAUUGUUGUUAUCCGUGGGGAGGCAUUGUUCGUUGAUGGUCGGACAGUGAUAGCACCAGGAUAUGGCAAAAAUAUACGUGCUGCUGAUUAUUAUGAAAAAGUUGAGACAUUUCCGAAUGCAUAUAAAGAUUCAAAUAAGAUAUCUCCUGAAAAAUACACUCUUGUUAGCGACGUGGCUGAUAGUUCUUUUGAUAGAAAAGAAUCAUUUGACCUUAGUAUUCAAAUGCAAGAAUCUCUUGAAGACGAGCACUUUAAGAACCAAAGCAUUAUCACAGUUGAUGGACUUACGAAAUCGAUGGUCAAUAAAAUUUUUGACCUUGCAACGCAAUACCGGAUUGAUACGGAGCGGCACAAUUGUAUUAGUGACGUUUUAAAAGGAUACGUUAUGGCUUCAAUGUUUUAUGAAGCAUCCACUCGUACCUCCAGCUCAUUCUCUGCUGCUAUGCAACGAUUAGGAGGUAUGGUUAUAAGUAUGGAUAAGGAAACAUCAUCUGUGCAAAAAGGAGAGACUUUGGAAGAUUCAGUUUUGAUUAUGAGUGGAUAUGCUGAUGUAAUAGUUCUACGACAUCCAGAAGCGGGCGCAGCAGCACGUGCAUCUCAAGUUACACAAAAGCCUGUAAUUAAUGCUGGAGAUGGUACUGGGCAACAUCCCACUCAAGCUCUUCUGGAUCUCUUUACUAUUCGCGAUGAAUUGGGCACAAUAAAUAAUACAACUAUUGCAAUGGUUGGCGAUUUAUUGCAUGGUCGAACAGUGCAUUCUUUGGCUCAGUUGCUAUGCCUUUAUACUGGAAUUACUUUACAUUAUGUAAUUCCAUCUGAAAAACUUGCUAUGCCACAGAAUAUUGUUGAUUAUGUCGCAAGACAUGGGUUUGAACAGAAAAUAUUCACUGAUCUUGCUGAAGGAAUACGUGGCGUCGAUGUCGUUUAUAUGACGAGAAUUCAAAAGGAACGAUUCGUUUCAUUAGAAGAAUAUGAAAAAGUGAAAAAUAAUUUUGUUUUGACGCAAAAACUAUUGAAUCAAGUAUCGCAUCUUCAGAAGUUAACUCGAAAAGGGCGUGAGCGACAAUUACCCAUAGUCAUGCAUCCACUACCGAGAGUGAAUGAAAUAUGUACUGAAGUGGAUAGCGAUGAACGUGCUGUUUAUUUCCAUCAAGCCAAAAAUGGUAUGUAUGUAAGGAUGGCAGUUCUUACACUUGUACUUGAUAAUAAGUCUUAA